AGAGAAAACAAAAACUUUACGAAAAUUUCAGAAUAUUAUUAAAUUGUACUGAAACCGAAGCAGUGUCUGUGCUGAAAUCGGAUCGGUACAAAAUCUGCUUGCAUCUUGCUUCUUUCUCUUGCUUGUAGCUAACUCAUUCUUUGUCUCUUUCUCUCUCUUUCAUUUCCAAUGCACUUUAAUCAUUCGACGAAAUGACUCAAAGAGAAAUAUAGAACAACAACCACACACACUCAUUCACACUCCCGUAUUACACAACAAAACCAUUAAUCUAUUGAGUUUUGCAUUGCAAGUUACUGUAUUGUUUAUCAUCAAACAAACAAACAACUAGAGAUAGAGAAUGUCCAGGCCUCUACAUAGAGGUGUGUCUGGAGUUCGUGUACCUGACGGCAUCAAUGACUCGUCGUGGGACUCUCAAUCCAAAGACAAAACAGAAAAAGAUGAUUUUGAUAAAAGGGGUUCUUCAGAUCACACUGCUAUAGGAUUGAGGUCUCCUCUGAGGUUGGUUUUUUCGGAUAAAGAGAAUGGUUUUGCAUCCGAUCCAUUCAUUGUUGGCACGCCGAGAAGCCGUUUUAAGUUGCUGUUGUUUUCAUUGAAGUUUAGUUUAGUUUUUAUAGCUGUUGUUGCUCUUGUUGGAUCUUUCUGGUGGACUUUGAAUUUGUCAUCUUCGUCAAGAGGCCGCGUUUACCAUGGUUAUAGGAGGCUCCAAGAGAAACUUGUCUCUGAUUUGAUGGAUAUUGGUGAGAUUUCUAAGGGUGCUUCAAGGUGGAAAGAAUUGGAAACUUGUUCUUCUGAGUUGGAAAACUUUGUUCCUUGUUAUAAUGUUUCUGAUGGAAAUGAGGUUGAAAGGAAAUGUGAAUAUGAGCAGAGGCAAAAUUGUUUGGUUCUGCCACCAGUUAAUUACAAAGUUCCUCUUAGAUGGCCUACUGGAAAAGAUGUUAUUUGGGUUGCUAAUGUUAAAAUCACUGCCCAAGAGGUUCUUUCUUCCGGAAGCUUGACCAAAAGGAUGAUGAUGUUGGAUGAAGAACAAAUUUCCUUUCGCUCAGCCUCUCAUAUGUUUGAUGGAGUUGAAGACUACUCGCAUCAGAUUGCUGAAAUGAUUGGACUUAGAAACGAAUCUUCCUUCAGACAAGCUGGGAUUCGAACCAUACUAGACAUAGGUUGUGGCUAUGGUAGCUUCGGAGCACACCUCUUUGAUAGUCAACUUUUGACUUUGUGCAUUGCAAAUUACGAGCCCUCUGGUAGUCAAGUUCAGCUUACUCUUGAGCGAGGUCUUCCUGCUAUGAUUGCUUCUUUCACUUCUAAACAAUUGCCAUAUCCGUCUCUGUCCUUUGAUAUGUUACAUUGUGCAAGAUGUGGCGUUGAUUGGGACCAGAAAGAUGGCAAUCUCUUGAUUGAAGCGGAUAGACUUUUAAGACCGGGCGGAUACUUUGUCUGGACAUCACCACUUACCAAUGCUCGUAACAAGGAGAGUCAGAAAAGGUGGAAGUUUGUACACGACUUUGCAGAAAAUCUCUGCUGGGAAAUGUUAUCACAGCAAGAUGAAACUGUUGUAUGGAAGAAAGCAAGUAAAAAAAGUUGCUAUACUAAAAGAAAGCCUGGUUCUCGCCCUUUGUGUGGUAGAGGUCUUGAUGUGGAGUCUCCAUAUUAUCGCGAACUGCAAAAUUGCAUAGGAGGAACGCAGAGCAACCGUUGGGUUUCGAUUGAAAAAAGGGAAAAAUGGCCGGCUCAGGCUAAUUUGAACAAGAACGAGCUAGCAAUACUUGGAUUGCUGCCUGAUGAAUUUGCUGAGGAUUCUGACAGCUGGAAAUCAGCUGUUCGAAAUUAUUGGUCACUCCUUUCACCUCUAAUAUUUUCUGAUCAUCCAAAGAGGCCCGGUGACGAGGACCCUUCACCACCUUACAACAUGUUCAGAAAUAUUCUAGACAUGAAUGCUAAUUUCGGUGGCUUUAACUAUGCAUUAUUGCAAGCAAGAAAAUCUGUGUGGGUGAUGAAUGCGGUCCCAAUAAGUGGACUCAACUAUCUUCCCUUGAUCAAGGACCGAGGUUUUGUUGGCGUUUUGCAUGAUUGGUGUGAUGCUUUUCCGACAUACCCAAGAACCUAUGACUUGGUGCAUGCAGCAGGGCUUCUAUCUCUUGAAUUUUCCCAUCCGCGCAAGUGCACCAUGCUUGAUCUGUUCAUUGAAAUUGACAGGUUACUUCGCCCUGAGGGCUGGUUUAUAAUUCGCGACACAGUUCCCUUAGUAGAAUCAGCUAGAGUUCUAACAGCACAGCUGAAAUGGGAAGCGAGAGUUAUAGAAAUCGAAAGUAACAGCGAGGAGAAACUUCUGAUAUGCCAGAAACCGUUUUAUAAGAAACAUGCAAGCUAAUUAGUUGAUAAGUCCUGGAGAAAUUAUACCAUAAUAUACAUGUAUUCAUUUCCAUAAUCAUCAUAAAGUUGUGUCAUACAAAGUGAGAAUUGAAAAGGGAAGAAGAAAAAGCAAUAGAGGAUGAUACCUUCCAACACAUAUCUCCUAUGCAGCCUAAGGUGUGCAUAGGGUCAUGUAAUUACAACACAAUCAACAGAGCAGUUGAUCAAGAAUAUUGGUAGAUUUAUUUUUCAUUGUGAUAUGUCUGAUUAGAGUUUCUUAAACACAAAUUUAUUACUGGGAAUAAAAUGAUAAAAUAAAUUGUUGCUCA
Molecule: messenger RNA, 2675 nt
Organism: Vicia villosa (hairy vetch)
Lineage: Eukaryota; Viridiplantae; Streptophyta; Magnoliopsida; Fabales; Fabaceae
Product: probable pectin methyltransferase QUA2
Exons: 9
Coding region: 338-2365 (675 amino acids)
Cellular component (GO): cytoplasm
Molecular function (GO): methyltransferase activity
Source: RefSeq, a predicted model, not a curated record